AUGACCUCUUUCAAUAAUGACUUGACCAUCGACCCUCUUGAGGAUCGAACCAGCGUAGUUAUGGCGGAUGUUACCACUCGUGUACUACAUGCGCCACAGCCUCAGUGUCUAUGCCUUGAUGCCAUCUGCUCGCCGACGGGCAACCAGGCAAUUGGAUUAAACAUCUUUCGUCCUCCCGCUCCCAUCUUUAAUCAUCCACAACCUCACCGUGAUCUGCGCUAUGACGGCGCUAGUUACUCUGGUUCAUCCCACGUCAACCCCUCUAAUGAGCACAACAGUACUCAUCCUUGCAGGUGGCACAACAAAGGAACACCUUGCACUCACGAGCUCACAUCCCAGAACAUUUUCGCCCACUUUCACCAAUAUCAUCCCAUUGAUGUUGACUCAGACGAAUCAUUCACCUGUUCCUGGAUCACGCCCCACGCCGGCUGUUGUGGGAAGAAGCUGAAGGUCGACAGCUUUACUCGCCAUAUCAUCACCCACAUUGGUAUCAAAUUUAGGUGCUCCGUUUGCAGGAAGAGGAUGGCGGCUCGGAAUGACCUCGCUGCCAAGCACCGUCGACGCCGUGCAGCUUGCGCUCAAGCAACCUUUGACACUAUCACGAAGUGA
Messenger RNA from Suillus plorans, 609 nucleotides. RefSeq lists its product as uncharacterized. Lineage: Eukaryota; Fungi; Basidiomycota; Agaricomycetes; Boletales; Suillaceae. The transcript has 3 exons. The record is from RefSeq and is a predicted model, not a curated record. Bases 1 to 609 code for a protein of 202 amino acids.